AUGGCUGAGAGUCAGACCUCCACUUCCGCCGCCUGGUGCGCCUUCUAUGGCAUUGGCAUCAUCGGCACACUGCUGCUCUAUGGCAUCACCCAGGAGGGCAUUAUGACCGUGGCCUACGACGGAAGCCUCUUCCAAUACUCCGUUUUCCUGGUCCUAUGCAACCGACUGGCGGCAGUGAUCUUUGCCGUAUCCAUGGCAGCAGCCAAGGGCGAGUCCAUGACGAACGCAGCCCCGCUUUGGAAGUACCUCGUCGUUUCCCUCUCUAACGUCUAUGCCAGCUCUUGCCAGUACGAGGCCCUGAAGUACGUGUCCUUUGCAGUCCAGAUGCUUGGGAAGAGCUUCAAAAUGAUGCCCGUGAUGAUCUGGGGCAUCAUUAUCGCUGGCAAGGCCUACAGUGGCAGGGACUGGUUGGUGGCCUUGGCAGUUACCCUAGGCUGCACAGAAUUUCUGAUGACAGGUCCAACUCAUUCCAAGGUGGAUGCUGGGAACAGCUUUAAGGGUUUCAUGCUGCUGGGCUGCUUCCUGGCCUUGGAUGGCUUAACCUCCACUUUCCAAGAGAAGCUCUUCAAGGAGCACAAGACGACGAAGUACAACCAGAUGCUCUAUAUCAACUUGCUCUCCGCCACAGUCUCCCUGAUCACUUUGCUUGCGACGGGCCAGCUUGCACCGGCGGUGGCAUUCGGCUUCGAGCAUCCGCAGUUCAUGCUCGACUCUGCCCUGCUGAGUGGCUCUGCGGUUGCCAGCCAGUUCUUCAUCUACUCGCAGAUCAAGGAGUUUGGGGCCCUGGUCUUUGCCGCAACCAUGAAUGUGCGUCAGGUUGUGUCCAUAUUGAUGUCCUAUCUGAAGUACCACAACCCUGUAACGCACCUACAAAUCCUUGGCCUGGCCCUGAUCUUCUCUGCCCUCUUCUUCAAGUCCGUGGUUGCCAUGCUUGAGGCCCCCUCGAAGGAGGAGAAGAAGCCCAUCCUGGCUGAUGCCAAGGCUGAAGAAGCUGCGGAGACCUCCAAGGAUAAGGAAGAUGCUGGCAAGGUGGUUUGA
Messenger RNA from Symbiodinium pilosum, 1038 nucleotides. The record is from the annotation of a GenBank genome assembly. Lineage: Eukaryota; Dinophyceae; Suessiales; Symbiodiniaceae.